Molecule: messenger RNA, 981 nt
Organism: Jaminaea rosea
Lineage: Eukaryota; Fungi; Basidiomycota; Exobasidiomycetes; Microstromatales
Product: TRAPP I complex
Exons: 2
Coding region: 33-887 (284 amino acids)
Biological process (GO): endoplasmic reticulum to Golgi vesicle-mediated transport
Cellular component (GO): TRAPPI protein complex; TRAPPIII protein complex; TRAPPII protein complex
Source: RefSeq, a predicted model, not a curated record
CACCUUCCACUCCAACAUCGUAACCCGGCGCCAUGGCCUCGUCGUCAUCACGAUUCGCAAGCUCAGGAGGACCAAGAACAUCAGCGCCACCCGCCUCUCCAGCUCAAAGCAUGGCAGCCGCCUCAUCUUCGUCUUCUUCAUCAUACCCGCUCUCUCCCUCGCCCCGCUCCUCCCUACCAGGACGAAGUCGCAUGAGCACCCCUUCCUCGGCCCUACCAGCAGGCGUGGCAAGCUACCUCGCACGGACGCCUAGCGUAUCAGGACCUUCCGCAUCUUCUGCCUCAUCCUCGCAGCACCAAGACCUUCUCGAUCGACCAAGAGACAAGACCAAGACCACGCAGGUCGCAUCGAGCUCGCUCUCCUUUCUCUACGCAGAGAUUGUCUCCUACACGCAAGGGCGAGUCACUGGUAUUGGCGAUCUGGAGCGUAGGCUCAGCCUGCUUGGCUAUCAUCAUGGACAGCGCCUUCUUCCCCUGUUGCACUCACGGCUAGAGUCCCCGACAGGCGGAGGGGCGUCGAGCUCGAACAAGAAUCCAAAGAGGGAGACGAGAUUGCUGCCUAUGCUGCUUUGGGUUCAUGGGCAGGCUUGGAAGGCUCUCUUUGGCAAGGCAGCAGAUAGCUUAGAGAGGAGCACGGAGAGAAGUGAUGAAUACAUGAUCUCUACCAACCAACCCGUCUACUCGCGGGGCAUCUCCGUGCCAAAGGACAUGUCACAGCUCUCUGUCGAGGCGUAUACGGCUGGCAUCGUAGAGGCAAUCUUGGACGGGAUGGGCUUUCCAGCGAGGGUGACUGCGCACUCUGUGCCUACAGCUGAGCAUCCGCAGCGGACGACUAUUUUGAUCAAGCUGGACAAGACCGUCAUGGAGAGGGAGGAGGCGCUCGGUUGAGAGAGGUGGAGAAAGCGACACAAGGGGCUCAAUGGAUACCAUCGCAGUAUGCUAAUCACCGUGUGAGGCCCGAGGGUGUUGUGUGAAUGAAUGG